Podarcis lilfordi (Lilford's wall lizard) is the source of this 411-nucleotide messenger RNA. The record is from the annotation of a GenBank genome assembly. Lineage: Eukaryota; Metazoa; Chordata; Lepidosauria; Squamata; Lacertidae.
AUGGGCAAGUUUAUGAAACCAGGGAAAGUCGUCCUUGUCCUCGCUGGGCGUUACUCCGGACGCAAAGCUGUUAUUGUUAAGAAUAUUGAUGAUGGCACGUCUGACCGCCCCUACAGCCACGCUCUGGUGGCUGGCAUCGAUCGCUACCCACGCAAAGUGACAGCAAGCAUGGGCAAGAAGAAGAUUGCCAAGCGUUCCAAGAUCAAGUCCUUUGUGAAGGUCUACAAUUACAACCACUUGAUGCCUACCAGGUACUCCGUUGAUAUUCCCCUUGACAAGACCGUUGUCAACAAGGAUGUCUUUAGGGACCCUGCGCUGAAACGUAAAGCCCGGCGGGAGGCCAAAGUGAAAUUUGAGGAGAGAUACAAGACGGGCAAAAACAAGUGGUUUUUCCAGAAGCUCAGAUUCUGA